Messenger RNA from Ornithodoros turicata, 2612 nucleotides. Its product is annotated as cytochrome P450 4C1-like. The record is from RefSeq and is a predicted model, not a curated record. The transcript has 11 exons. Gene Ontology annotation, molecular function: iron ion binding; monooxygenase activity; heme binding. Lineage: Eukaryota; Metazoa; Arthropoda; Arachnida; Ixodida; Argasidae. The coding region runs from base 1036 to 2355 and encodes 439 amino acids.
UAAAGGUAUAACGUCAUACAUAUUAUCAGCGGCCCGUGACGUCACGUUUCCCGCUCUAUUUACUUUCCUUCUUUUGCAGUUUGUUGGUAUAGCUUAAAAAAGAAUUUAUUUAUUAUGUAUUUAAGAAAAAGGCAAUUUAUAUCUCCAACUACAAUGGAUUCUAAGCGUGUUUAAUAAGGGCGAUGCAUUUACAUAAUGAAUGGCUCCAAUUGCACUAUCCCGUAUUUCCCAGAAAAUAUCUAAAUAAUAGGUUAGUUAAUCAAUUUUAGCUAAUUAGUCGUCCGGCAGUAGCAUACGCUGUCCUACAGCAUGCGUGCUUGGUUGUAUAACUAACCUGCUAAAACGGCAUCUAUUUUGCUCGGCUAGUUUUUUUUUUUUUUUUAAUAAAAAUUCUGUAACGGAUAAAAAAAACACCUUGUAUAACAGACCUCCCCAUUCAAGAUUACCCAUAGUCUAAAGUACGAGAUGAAACAUAAAUUCUGAUCUUAGGUUAGGAGAGGAUAUUGAAAAAAAAGAAAAAAACUUUUCUCGGUUGCUGCAUUGAAACAGCCAUACGACUCAACGAUCUCGCAUGACAACUGGGAGUCUGCCGUCUGCCGCCUUUUCUGCAUGCGCGCACGCGUAAUUCUUCCUGAACAUCCAAAGAAGAGGAAGAGGAAGAACAACAUGCAAAGCAAGAAGAAAAAAAUGGCACCUUCCGCCUCCUCCCUCCCCUCUGCUAUGGCUUCCUUCUAUUAUCAUGCGGUCCUAUCAUCCUCCUUGUCCCGCGUGUGAAGCCGUGUGUCUCGUGCGUCUUUAGAGAUUACUCCGCACUAAACCCUGGCCAAUCGCCCUGUGUGGCUGGUGGCCACUGUUCCUAGUGGUGGAAGAAGAAGAAGAAGAAAAAAAUGGCGGCGCGCACUCUAUCACAUAGCUUUAUCAUACGCGUAUAUGACCGUGAUCUGCGAAUAGGUUGUGCCAUGAAUCACCUUUAGGGACGAUAUCCAUUGCCGUUAGGCAUGCCUUCAAGCAAUCUGUGGAAUUGUGCUAUGCUUCAUGCGGGGACGCUUCAAGCUGUUCAAGGUGUACCUCGGCAUCGUGCCUUUUGUCGUCGUCUACACACCUGAGUCAGCAGAGGCCUUGCUAAAAAGUACAACCGUUCUUAACAAGUCCUUUAUAUACAAGUUACUCAAUUUCUGGCUUGGAACUGGGCUGCUCACAAGUAAACGUACAAAGUGGCGUGGUCGACGUAAACUCUUAACCCCAGCUUUCCACUUCAAGCUUCUGGACGACUUCUUGCCCGCCAUGGCAGAACAUGCGCUCGAACUCGUCCAUAAGCUCCGCGCUCUUCCUCCAGGACCUGUGGACAUCGUGCCAUUCAUGUCGAACUUGACCCUGGACAUCAUUUGCGAAACCGCCAUGGGUGUCAAAAUAGGAGCAAUACAGGAUGAAGGAACUCCGUACGUCAAAGCUGUCAAAGUGGUGUCGGGAUCUUUCCUAGCGCGUGUGGUACGUCCCUACUUCUGGAGAGACAGCAUUUUCUAUCUGACCGAGACAGGCAGAGAAAUUAAGAAAAACGUAGAGUUCCUUCACAAGUUCACUACCGAGAUAAUCCAUGCCCGAAAGAAAGAAUACAUGCAAGGGAUAUCUACCAUAGAAACGAAUUAUACCAACACGAUAGGACGGAAGCGGCGCACUGCUUUCUUGGACACUCUUGUAUCCUACCAUUUGGAAAAUCCCGCGUUCACGGAAAACGGCAUCCGUGAAGAAGUGGACACGUUCAUGUUUGAGGGUCAUGACACUACGGCAAUGGGCAUCUCAUUCACGCUCUACCUCCUGGGACUCCACAAAGACGUGCAGGACAUGGUGGUCAAGGAACUGCAGUCCAUCUUCAAUGACGACGACAGGCUUCCCACUGUGGAGGAUCUCAAGCAGAUGAAGUACCUCGAGUGCGUGAUCAAGGAAAGCCAUAGGCUGUAUCCACCUGUUCCCAUCAUCGGACGCGAUAUUGAAGAGGAUAUGGAAUUCGAUGGUUACAUGCUGCCCAAGGGGUGCACCGUGAACUUGUUCAUCUACUGCCUGCACCGCAACGAGACCUGGUUUCCGAAGCCUGAGGAGUUUCGACCAGAAAGAUUUCUUCCCGAGAACAGCGCUGCAAGACACCCGUACGCCUACGUGCCCUUCUCCGCGGGAUCGCGUAACUGCAUUGGUCAGCGUUUUGCACUUCAAGAAGAGAAGACUGCAAUCUCAACCAUUCUACGCCACUUCUCUUUGCACAGCCCAGAUACAAGAGAGACGGUCCUCUUGAUAUGGGAACUCGUCCUUAGACCGGUCAAUGGACUUCGAGUGCAGUUCACACCGAGGAAAUGUUUGUAGACGUUCUCGUGUGGCAUAAAAUAUGUGUAUGGUUAAUACUUGUUGGACGAUGGGAGCGGUCAAACAAACAUGUUUAACCUGGACUCCUAAGCAUAUUUUGUAGACCUGUACACCACUGCAUUGUAUAUAGUUUGCAUUACAGGAGAAGCACUGUGCAGAAGGUGCAUGAUAACAUUUUUUUCAUCGCCGGGUGUUUUAAAAACAGCCCUGGGGCGAGAUAGUUGCAUAUCACAAACAAUAAAACAUUCAGCCAUUCA